AUGACCUCAUUGGCUUCUUGGCAGCUGCUGCUUCUCCUCUGCGUCGCCACCUUUGGGGAGCCACCGGCGAAGGUGGCACCUGGACCCACAGGCCAGCAGCCGGGACCCCAGGAACUCAUCAAUGCCUGGGAAAAGGGCCCGCGGUGCGCAGAGAGGAAACCUGGGGUUUCAGGGCUGCGAGCUCGUAGGACCUCGCCGUGCCCACCAGUGGAGAGCUCCGCCGGGCGCCAGCGGCCUCUGUGCGCCGCCGCUCGCAGUCGCCUGAUCCCCGCACCCCGCGGAGCAGUGCUAGUGCAGCGCGAGAAGGACCUGUCAGCCUACAACUGGAACUCCUUCGGCCUGCGCUACGGCAGGAGGCAGGCGGCGCGGGCGGCGGCGGCGGCGCGGGGCUGA
Messenger RNA from Peromyscus eremicus (cactus mouse), 393 nucleotides. RefSeq names its product KiSS-1 metastasis suppressor (gene Kiss1). The transcript is spliced from 2 exons. The record is from RefSeq and is a predicted model, not a curated record. Gene Ontology annotation, cellular component: neuron projection. Bases 1 to 393 code for a protein of 130 amino acids. Lineage: Eukaryota; Metazoa; Chordata; Mammalia; Rodentia; Cricetidae. Gene Ontology annotation, biological process: G protein-coupled receptor signaling pathway; positive regulation of cytosolic calcium ion concentration. Gene Ontology annotation, molecular function: kisspeptin receptor binding.